AUCCCUCCCUUCCUCUCUACCUCCCGGCAAUGCAUCCCCAUCCCCCACACGGUGGCCGUCUCUUCGGGUGAAAGCUGUCUUCUCUGCGCCACUGGUCCGACAAAAAAAAAAAAAAACGCUGCUGUAGCAAAGCCAGUCCGCACCGACCUGAGGCAGAGCAGACACACGGGAGACAUCACGUACACACACGGGGAAUCUUUUUGUAUUUCUUCAACCAAGUGAAAUUGGGCUUAGGAAACGCUACUGCGCACCUCUAUGGGCCUAUGGACGUGGAAGCAGUGCACGAGAUCCAGAUUUGCAUAUCCACUUCCACUCCUUCCUCAUUUGCAUACAGCAAGAAUGGCAGGCGGGCAUCCCACAGACAAAUUCAGUUUCAUGUAUCAACCAGACACGCACAAGAGUAAGAACAGGUUAGCUUCAACUAUGAAUCCAGUCUACAGCCCUGUUCAGCCUGGCACCCCAUAUGGAAACCCUAAGAACAUGGCCUUUGCAGGCUAUCCAGGAGGGUAUCCUACCGCAGCUCCCACCUAUACACCCAACCUUUAUCAAACAGGCAGUCCUGGGUAUCCACCAGGAUAUACUUCAGCAGGCACCCAAUACAAAGUGCCCCCUACUCAGUCAAAUGGAGCGCCCCCUCCCUACACCCCCACCCCCACCCCAUAUCCAACAGCCAUGUACCCCAUCCGCAGUGCCUACCCUCAGCAGAACUUAUACACACAGGGAGCGUACUAUACACAGCCGGUGUAUGCGGCUCAACCGCAUGUGAUCCACCACACCACCGUGGUGCAGCCUAACAGCAUCCCCUCCACAGCCCUCUACCCGGCCCCUGUCCCUGUAAACGCUCCUCGCAACAACGGUAUGGCUGCCAUGGGGAUGGUAGCUGGGACAACCAUGGCCAUGAGUGCCGGGACCCUGUUGACAACGCCCCAGCAUGCCCAGAUCGGAGGACACCCAGUUACUGUGCCAACCUACAGGCCCCAAGGGACACCUGGGUACAGCUACGUACCGCCUCACUGGUAGAGCCCAACCAUCAUAUCUGGAGUCCACCAUCGUAUGCAACUGCUCAAAUCUUACACGGGCUCUCAAUGGUAACCAUGGGAACUCGGCACCUGUCUGCAAGAACAAAACUAAAGUGCAACAGCCACUUUACUAUUAUUGUUAUUGUUAGUAUGCGACAUUCUCUAACGUUUUUACAAAAGCUGCUUUUAUUUUUCUCUGUCCAUUUGCCAACCAGUCAUUACCUUAUUUUCUAUGGUUAUUUUAUUUUUUAUUUUAUCUCAUCUUUUUUUUUUAUGUGUCUGUCAUUGGAACUCCAGAAGGACUCUUGACCAAUCACGGGUGUCAUUUGCUCCUGUUUCCGUGUUGUGAUGGUGUGUGUGGUCCUUCCUGCUGCUGCUGCUCAGUUGGCUGGAAUAUAUUGGGCACUUAUUCCUCAUUAUCAUCUCCAUCAGUCACUACAAAGACUUAUUGACUUAUGCUGCCAAAGUUUUAACAACUAGAUAUCAGCACAGGGUUUUAACAUUAUGAUCAAUUUAGUUUUCUGGGUUAUUUAAGUUUUUUUAAUUUUUUUAUUUUAAUUCUUUCUUUUGAACACAUUCAACUUUUUUCUACUUUUUUUUUCUUCUUCCUUCCUUUUCAUCCACUUUGUUUCUUUUUUAGUUUAAUCUCAGUCGUCUUCCAGCGCGUUGCUGUCUGUCUGGCAGUAAUGAGUCCCUCAUCCCUGUCGUUACAUUUCCAUGUGAGUGCUAUGAGCAGAGCACUUACUGACCGUUACCCAUUCUGCUGCGUGUCCCACUGUGUCCACAUUUGAGUAGUAAAAACUAAGAAAACAUCACUUACUUCAUGCUACAUACUAUGCAGGCUAGUAUGUUGUGACACUAUUGGAAUCUUAACUUUAGCGUAAGUCAAUGAGUUUAGAAAAUGUAAGAAUAUUUAUAAUGGUGUCAACGGCGUGGGUCGUCAUGAUUACUUUCUCACACACACACACACACACACACACACACACACACACACAAACAAACACACAGGGGCUCCUGUGUUGCGUCGGAAAACACAUGAUCACUUAGUGGCACUUACUGCACAAUACCUUCCAGUUAUGGUGUUACUGAUCAACACACAGAAGCAAACAUACAUAAGUACAUGACAUGAUUUCUAGGGUUGUGCAUGGCAGACAGUAGAGAAGGAGUUUAAAGGGAUUGUGUUGGCGCAAAGAGAGGAGAGCGGUACAAGACGAGGAGAUCAGACGACAAGGAGGGAGGAGGAGAUCACAUAUUCACAGUACGGUCUUUUCAUUUCAAGGUACAAGACAUUUGUGUUUGUGACAUCUCACCUGCAAGAGACCACACAAACACUGCCAUUUUGCACUAACGUGUAUCGUACAUUGAUUCCGUACUGCGACUACAUCGCCUCCUCCUCCCGUCCUUCUUCCAGGCAAGAACUUUGUAACCAGACACUCAACAAAUAGGAACCCAGACUCUUAAAGUUAAUAAUGGUCCAGUCAAAUACAUGUGUGCUGGUAGAUGGAUAGAGUUCAAUCCACAAGUCCAUGCCACAGUUCUGCGAGUGCUGAAAAGACCAAACCAUGACAUGUCGUAAGGCACCACAUUUAGGAAGAAAUUGUGGCCAUUCGGAGGGUGUUGAUGUGCGUUUGCCUGGCUGGUCCAUGUCAUAGUGAUGAUUUGUUAUUCUCUGAAUUUGAGUUAACGUUUUGACUUUGUGGGAAUUCCAAGAGGACUGUAGUCAAAGAGGUGCUGGUUUUAGUGUUCAUGGCGACAACAGUUAAAGGAACUUCCGAUGCUUCAGCAAGAGGGCAGCGCCGUGAUGACGCAGUGUCACUCAGCCACUUAGUUUUCAGUCCAGUUGACUUUUAACACUUUUUGCAUUUUUUAUGAAAAAGAAUAAUCCAUUUGUUCUCUAUUUUUGUUUGUUCCCAUUUCUUGAAAGGACACAUCUGCUUUUACUGACUGAAUUUUAAACACUAUUCUCCAUUUAAAAAAAUAAAAUAAUAAUAAUAAAAAAAAAAUAUCCAGCAUUACUUUGAUGGUCAUCAUAUGAGUAUAAUAUUUGAGCUAAUGAGACAUGGACCAUAUACAGCCAUUUUCCGUUGCCUCAUACAUGUAAAGGCAUUUAUGUUCAAAGGCAGUAUGAUGACUCAUCUCAACACUACAAACAUACCUAGUAGUGGUGAUGGGGUUUAAUAUUUAGGUGAUACUUGGGUAAUAAAUAAUAUUUUAUUAUUUCAGGAUUUACACACAAAAAAAGACUGAUAAAACAACUUCAUAAUCAGUACAGAUUUGUAUGACAAGCAUUUACUGUGCAGGUAUAUAGAUGAGGUGGUUUGAUAUUGCAAUAAAACAAGAGGGAACGCCUCCAACUGUUAACGUACAGUAAUCAGCGUUUUGAAUUGAUUUUUUUUAUUUUAUGCUUAUUGUAAUCGUUAAAUAUGGAUUACAGGCUCUGUAUGCAGCCUCGAUUCAAUAAUUAUUACAGUUACUGCUAAGAAGUGAAGUAGAACAUAACAAUUUGGGUAUUGAAUAACUUUGUGGAAAUAUUGCACAACAUAAGAUUAAAAAAAACAACUUGAUUACUAUAAUUUAAUGCUAAGUAACAGGUACCUAGGCUUUGUAGUGCAGGAGGGAGGAAGAAGCAAUUUAUAUUGUAAUUAAAUACAAAACAAUAAGGUUGAAUGUUUGAGGUAUUCUUAGUCCAGAUGUUUGUACACUAGUAUGUUAAUUCUCAAAAGAAUAUUGCAUAAAGCCGCUGUCGGGUGAACACCCGUCAAUCUUUGAGCCUUAUUUUUGAAACGACCCUUGUAUUUUAGAAGAUAAAGUGGUUCAAUGUUAUUGGGUCAUGGAGUUUCCCACCACGUAAAGAUCUUGUGCAUUUGAAUUCAAGCCAAUUAAAUUGAAAAGAAUACAGAAAGUGUGUUUUCUUGCGACAGCAGUAAUGUUCCUCAUUACGAUUUAUUUAACCAACCACUACUUCUAUCAGUAUUUCUCAAUUAAGUCUUAUGGGUUUUUUUCUUUUCUUCUUUCACUCUGGUCAAUUGAGCGUAAUGGGUAUGCAUAAUAUUCAGGUGUAUUUCACUAUAGCAUUGGUUCUCUUAAGUAAAAAAAACAAAACGCAGUAUAUUUAUACAGCAAUUGGUACAGUAAUGUAUUUCUAGCUAAGCAUGGUUGCAUCAGUGUGGCAGCUACUGUUUGUGCUUUUAAUAUAUAUAUAUAUAUGUUCUUCUGCAUCUCUGUCCUCUACAUAUCGGUCGCUGAGAAAGGGGAGAUGUCAAGACGAGGUCUGUCUACAAACUUGUGGAAAUUCUCGUCACCAAAUCCCACAUUUUAAUUGUUGCCUGAAUCUACAGACCUUGAGAAAGCGGAGCAUUAACGACGGAACAGAAAUGGAUGGCUUUUUGUUGUUGACUAAAACAUCUGUGCUGUCCGUUUCUGUUCCGUGGGUGAAAAGGUGUAAUGACUGAAACCCCUCAGCCUCCAUGCCCUUUGUGCUGUGCCAUAUUUCACGAUGGUUAAGUAAAUAUUAGUUUCUUCUCCUAAGUAACUGGUGAAUUCUGAGUCCUUGUUAUGUCUAGCUUCCUGUGAAUCUGUGUGUUCCUCUUACUGUCCUAUCCCUCACAUUGUUGUUGAUGCGUAUUGCCUUUCUCACUUUUAUCUUUCUUACUGUAUCCUGUUUUUACUUCAGAGGCCAUUUUGCAUCCCUCCGACUAUUGAAACAAUUUGUUUUUAGUUAAUUCAGGGAUGCAACAUGAUAUCAGAUCAUAUGUUCUGCUCCCUCUCAUGCUCCUUUAACACUCUGCUCCCGGGUUUGUUGGUCUUUAUGUGGCAUCAGUCUGACCUUUGCGACCCUCACCACAGUAGCAGUCAUGUUUAUGAUGUCUAUUUGUUGGUAAUUGGGAAAUCUCCACUGAGCAUUUUUAAACACUAGAUGUCGCCCAUGACAAAGUCUGGAAGUGGCAACACUGGUUCAAGGCUUUGAGCCAAAACUUUAAAUGAAUAACUUAUAGGUGUCAUUUACAUUUAACAAUCAUAAUUGGAUGUCAUAUUUUGAGCACUGAGAUUUUUUUCUUUUCCAAAUUCAGACAUGUUCAAAAAUGCCAUUUUAGACAACAGAUACUGUUUUAUUUGAUUGCUAAUAAGAGUUUUUUUGUUGUCUUAGGCCAUGGACCAAUGCUCUUAAAGUGUAAUUCUAGUGUUAAUGUGGCUUCUCAGUAGAGAGGCCACAGAGCAUUGGGAUAAUCGAAGUAAAACACUCAAAGUGGUGAAACUGCUUCCUCAUUUGUUUCAAUCUGCACUUAAGUGGAAAUGGACAGUUGGGUUAUUUGUGGGGGGGUGCAGAGUUUUCUUAUCAUCUUUUUGUUAUCCACUUUUUAAAUGUUGAAAGGUGGUAAUUUUUAAUGCAACCAGAACCAUUCAUAACGCUCUUCCUCUCCUCCAUCUCCCCCUCCCUUCUUUUUUGUUUGCCUUGCAGUUGCUAAGUCUUAGUUAUUUUCACAAGUAUAAAUUAAAACACUACUAUCACAGUGCAUAGUAGGCUCUUAAAUGUCUUUGAUGUUCUGCUGCAGCUUUUUAAUUUGAAUUUGUCAGAUAUCUCUUUUAAUUUGACACAA
Molecule: messenger RNA, 5617 nt
Organism: Cyclopterus lumpus (lumpfish)
Lineage: Eukaryota; Metazoa; Chordata; Actinopteri; Perciformes; Cyclopteridae
Gene: fam168a
Product: family with sequence similarity 168 member A
Exons: 9
Coding region: 256-1020 (254 amino acids)
Biological process (GO): positive regulation of base-excision repair
Source: RefSeq, a predicted model, not a curated record